Thermothielavioides terrestris NRRL 8126 is the source of this 851-nucleotide messenger RNA. RefSeq lists its product as uncharacterized. Lineage: Eukaryota; Fungi; Ascomycota; Sordariomycetes; Sordariales; Chaetomiaceae. Bases 429 to 638 code for a protein of 69 amino acids. The record is from RefSeq and is a predicted model, not a curated record. The transcript is spliced from 4 exons.
UACCCCUUUCCGCUGGCCACCCGGGAUUCCAUCAUGGUGAAUGGCAGGGUGCGAGCCUCUUGACAGCCGCGACUGAAAGGGCCAAGUGAAGCACGCUCACCAUUGUAUCAUCCCCCAGUUUUUGUCUCCUCCUCUCAUUCUACACUGUAUUCCGCAAUGCAGGCCCGAUUUCACAUUCCCUUAAAUGCCGAGCUUAGCAAGAUCAACUGUCGGGUCGGGGUUCUAGGUCAAGAGCUUGGGUAUCCACUGGGAACCAAACAUGCUUAGUCACCCCAGCACUGGCCAAUCCCUCAUCAGCCCACUCGUCUUUGAAGCGACAACACCCGAUCCGAGCUCCCACCUCCAAUUAAGCAAACCACGCCAUCACCACAUCUCCCGCAGCGCCAGCAACAAAAGCUCAACCGCACGCCGAACUGCACGCAUUCAAGAUGGGUCUCCUCGACCGCCCGAACAAGGUUCCCGAGUACCAGCGGCUUUACCAGAGCGCGUACCGCUCGCACCAGCGCCUCUGGCGGAUCCACCCCCGCAGCUCCAUGAUGCUGACCCCGUAUACCAUCCUCUUGUGGGGGACCGCGGCCGCCACCAUGUACGCCAUGGGCCGCAGGAUCCUCGGCCACAACACCUGGUUCAGCGACUAAGUUGGAGUGGUCGGUGAUAGGCAGUCAGGCGGAGGAUACAGCGGGUGCAGACUUGUUGUAUAAGUAGAGCACGGGGAGGUCAAUAGAGGCGUGGCCGUUGCGGAGAUGUGCUGCUUGGGGCAGUCUGUGAGUGAAAGAAACCGAGGCCAACAGACCGACACUCUCCAUGCGAAGUGCUGCUCUGAGUCCGUGCAAACCCUGGUGUUCCCAUUG